GGCUAGGAAAAAGGCAGCGGCAGGAGGAGGAGGAGGGGAAUAAUAAUACUUGCAAGGCUGCUGACCUGGAGACCCUGAGAGUUGCAAAGCUGGACCUGAACUGUUGCUCAGUAAAAGCUUCAUCCUUGCACACCUUUGCGAAGGAGCCAGUUUCUCAUUUUUAAGGGAGAAGCAAUGACAGAAGUAAAGAGACUGAACUUUGGAGAAUGUCCUGAUGGUAGAGGGACUGUGGAAAAAUUCCUGCUAAAAUCAGAUGCAGUUAAAAUGGAAAUCAUAUCUUUAGGCUGCACUAUUACCGCCUUGGAGACAAAAGACAGAGAUGGAAACUUCUCAGACAUUGUUCUGGGAUUUGAUCAUCUGGAAGGAUACAUCAACAAGCAUCCCUAUUUUGGAGCUGUUGUUGGACGGGUUGCUAAUAGGAUUGCCAAAGGGAAGUUUGAGGUUGAAGGGCAAGAGUACCAGUUGGCUCUCAACAAUGGACCCAACAGUUUGCAUGGGGGCACAAAAGGUUUUGACAAGGCCAUUUGGACCCCAGAAGUGCUUCCAGAAGGUGUACGUUUUUUCAGAAUAAGUCCAGAUGCUGAAGAGGGAUACCCUGGUGAACUGAAAGUGUGGGUGACAUAUACUCUGAAGGAUGCUGAGUUAACAAUAAAUUAUAAAGCUCAGAGCAGUAAGACUACACCGGUCAAUCUAACCAACCAUGCAUAUUUCAAUCUUGCAGGUCAGGGGUCACCCAAUAUCUAUGACCAUCAAUUUACCAUAGAUGCAGAUUCUUACCUGCCAGUGGAUGGAACUCAGAUCCCCAUAGGAGAAGUUGCUUCUGUGCAGGAUACAGCCUUUGACUUGAGAAAACCAGUGGAGUUUGGAAGACAUUUACAGACGUUUCAGCUCAGUGGGUUUGACCACAACUUUUGUCUGAGACAGACAAAAGAGCCACGUUUCUGUGCAAGAGCCUACCAUCCCUCUAGUGGCAGGACGAUAGAGGUUUAUACAACUCAACCUGGGCUUCAGUUUUACACUGGAAAUUUCUUAGAUGGCACAUUAAAGGGUAAAGGAGGCCAUGUUUAUCCUAAGCAUUCUGGCUUCUGUCUUGAAACUCAGAACUGGCCAGAUGCUGUGAAUCAGCAUAAUUUCCCAGAUGCCCUGCUGCACCCAGGAGAUGAAUACAGCACCACAACAUGCUUCAGAUUUUCUGUAUCUUAACAGAAGAGCAGCAGUACAGAAGAGCAGUGUGGCGAGUUGUAAGGAAAAGUGAUCAAUAGAGAUUCCAGCUGGUUCACUGAAUGACCAAAUAUGCCUUGAUUCUAUCAAUGUCUUCAUCCUAAAAAAUGAGAAGACUGAUACCUGAGUCUCUGAGAAUAGAAAUGCUGAUACUGUCCAAUCUCACAUUGCAUUAAGAAAAUAUAAACCACACCUUGAGAGCCUGAUUAGUGGAAAAGCAUAGUAGAAGUAUACGGGGAAAUUCUCUAAAAUUUAAAUUUGUCUCAAGGGAUCUGCCCUGUUCUCCAAAACCAGAUCUGUAAACUAGACAGGAUUUAAAUAUAAGUACAACGAACUACUAGUUCUUUCUCCUGAUGAAGCCAGUGUGAUUUUGAAACCUUGCAACAUGUAACUGUGCAUUUGGUUGGCCCAAUAAAGGUAUCAUUGUUAGGA
Sceloporus undulatus (fence lizard) is the source of this 1653-nucleotide messenger RNA. It is a transcript of the gene GALM, whose product is annotated as galactose mutarotase. The transcript is spliced from 9 exons. The record is from RefSeq and is a predicted model, not a curated record. NCBI's taxonomy places the organism in Eukaryota, Metazoa, Chordata, Lepidosauria, Squamata, Phrynosomatidae. Gene Ontology annotation, biological process: beta-D-galactose catabolic process via UDP-galactose, Leloir pathway; glucose metabolic process. Gene Ontology annotation, molecular function: aldose 1-epimerase activity; carbohydrate binding. Bases 175 to 1203 code for a protein of 342 amino acids.